Molecule: messenger RNA, 5498 nt
Organism: Callithrix jacchus (white-tufted-ear marmoset)
Lineage: Eukaryota; Metazoa; Chordata; Mammalia; Primates; Cebidae
Gene: ZNF331
Product: zinc finger protein 331
Biological process (GO): regulation of transcription by RNA polymerase II
Molecular function (GO): RNA polymerase II cis-regulatory region sequence-specific DNA binding; DNA-binding transcription factor activity
Source: RefSeq, a predicted model, not a curated record
GGGUUACGGACUUCAUUUCCCAGAGGCCUUUAGGGCACAGUCCAAUGAAGAGCAAGCCAGAUCGCCGGCUGAGGGGCGUGCUUCAUCCUCGCGGAAUUUUUAAAAAUGGUUGCCCCCAGACCUUGUCACGACUGCGCCUGAGGCCCUGUUUCAUCUCCUCCUGUCCUGGGUGUGGUUAGGCCCCGAGCCGGGAGAUAUUUGCCUUUCAGGAGAAAGCCAGGGCGGGGUUCCGCGGGGAAUGGCGGUGAGGGAGCCACUUGGGAUGAGGAGACCCUAAAAUGAAGGAGCUUCUGCCUGAGGCUUCAGAAGGGGCGGGCAGGGAAGUGCGAGAGUGUGUGUGUGUGUGUGUGUGCGCGCGCGCGCUUGUGAGAGUUUGUGUGUGUGUUGCCUGGCGGGUCCCCCCGCCCCGCCGUGGCCCAGUGACUGAGUUAAGUGAAUGUGAGCGUCUCUGGGGUAAUGAGAACCAGCCCCGGUUCCCAUCGCUGUGAUGCAUGCGGGGUUAACACGGCGGGGCUCUGUACCCAUAAACUGUGACACAAGGUGUGUGGACGUCUAUGAGGGCCAUAGGGCCGGGCUGUAAGGGCACCUGUAGGGGUGUCGCAGCCAGACUGGGUCUCUCUGCACCUCCACUCCGUGUGAGGUCAAUGCCGGUGGGCUCUGCGAGGGUGGCACGGCCAGGACGGGUCUCCGUGUCUCUGAAAUGUGCUUCUGCACUUCUGUCGGGUUGACGGGGACAGGCAGUUUGUGGGUGUGAAAGGGCCAGCGAGGGUGCGGCUGUGACAGGUCGGGAUCGGGCCUGUGUGCUUGGACGAGUGAGCACCGGUGUGUGCGACUGUGUCAUCUGUAUUUCUAGUGUCUCCGCUGCUUGCUGUGCCUUCGCCUUCCGACCAUGUGGUGCUUGCUAGAGAGCAGUGGUCCCAAAGUGACGUGAGAGCCUCGACGCUGUUGUGAAAAUGACCAGGAGGAAGAGUUCACAAGUAGCCACGAGAUGGCAAUUUUGGAGCCAGAAGAGCUCUCCAUGCAGAAACAAGAGGAAGUAACCUCAGGAGUAGAAUUCCUUUUGGGGAAGAAAGAGGCCAUCUGGCUGUCAAGAAAAGCAUCCCGGAGGAGGAAGAACUGUUAUCCGUCCUAAAGCCAAGUUGCAGGUCUCUCACUCUGUAGCCAAGGCUGGAGUGCAGUGGCACGAUCAGGGCCCACUGUAGCCUCUUGACCUCCUGGACUCAAGUGAUCCUCCCACCUCAGCCUCCUGAGUAGCCGAGACCACAGGCAUUUGUCACCACACCCAGGAAGAGAACAUCCUAUCAACAUAACCAGUGACUGUUGAAGUUGACCUCGAUCACCUAGCUGAGGACACAGGAAGAAGGCUCCAUUAGGAGGACACCCCGUCAGACACCAAAUCUGCAGGCACCUUGAACCUCCCAGCCUCUAAAACAUCCAGCAAGGAAGGAACACCGAAUAGCAGCUCCGGGCAGCCUGCGGCCUGCAAAGAAAUCCAGGUGACACCCCAGAGGGGCUAGGAGAGGACCCCCUUCUGAGAACAGUCAUGGCUCCCUCGGCAUCACCCCACUCAGAGACCAGAGGAGGUCCCAGAUGGGGUGACACAGCCCCUCUCCACCCGGGAAGGCCAGCAUCCUUCAGAAGAAGCAUCCCCGAGGAGGAAGACGAAUCGUUAAACAUCUUAAAUUUUCAGGCCAGCAUCCUUCAGAAGAAGCAUCCCCGAGGAGGAAGACGAAUCGUUAAACAUCUUAAAUUUUCAGCUCUAGCCUCUCGGAAUUUGUGUCUUCUGCAGAGGAAACCCCAAGAAGACUGAUCAGUUGUUCAGUUCUAAAACAAUGGCCCAGGGUUUGGUGACAUUCGCCGACGUAGCCAUAGACUUUUCUCAGGAGGAGUGGGCCUGUCUGAACUCUGCUCAGAGGGACCUGUACUGGGAUGUGAUGCUGGAGAACUACAGUAACGUGGUCUCACUUGAUCUGGAGUCAGCCUAUGAGACUAAGAAUUUACCUACAGAAAAAAGCCUUCAUGAAAUACGCGUUUCCAAAAGGCAUUCAGAUAGAAGAAGUAAAUCCCUUGGCCAUAGCUGGAUAUAUGAAGGUACGCCUGAAAGACCACAGCGCUCCAGAGGCAGGUAUGUCAAUCGAAUGGUCAUCAAUUGUGUGAAAAGGCCCAGUACUAGAGAAGGCACCCCUCCCAGAUCCCAUCAGAGACACCACAAGGAGAAUUCCUUUGAAUGUAAGGAUUGCGGGAAGGCCUUCAGUCGUGGCUAUCAACUUAGUCAGCAUCAGAAAAUCCACACUGGGGAGAAACCCUACGAAUGUAAAGAAUGCAAGAAGGCCUUCCGAUGGGGCAAUCAACUCACUCAGCACCAGAAAAUCCAUACCGGGGAGAAGCCGUACGAAUGUAAAGACUGUGGGAAGGCUUUUCGAUGGGGCUCAAGCCUCGUUAUUCAUAAAAGAAUUCAUACUGGGGAGAAACCCUACGAGUGCAAAGACUGUGGCAAGGCCUUCCGGCGUGGCGACGAGCUCACCCAGCACCAGAGGUUCCACACUGGGGAGAAAGACUACGAGUGCAAAGACUGCGGGAAGACUUUUAGCCGCGUAUACAAACUCAUUCAGCACAAGAGAAUCCACAGUGGGGAGAAGCCUUACGAAUGUAAAGACUGUGGGAAGGCCUUUAUUUGUGGCUCAAGCCUCAUUCAGCAUAAAAGAAUUCACACAGGUGAGAAACCCUAUGAAUGUCAAGAAUGUGGGAAGGCCUUCACUCGAGUAAAUUACCUUACUCAGCAUCAGAAGAUCCACACCGGUGAGAAGCCCCACGAGUGUAAGGAGUGCGGGAAGGCCUUUCGCUGGGGUUCCAGCCUUGUGAAGCACGAGAGGAUACACACGGGCGAGAAGCCGUACAAAUGCACAGAAUGUGGGAAGGCCUUCAAUUGUGGCUAUCAUCUCACUCAGCACGAGAGAAUCCACACGGGCGAAACCCCGUAUAAAUGUAAGGAGUGUGGGAAGGCUUUCAUUUACGGCUCGAGCCUUGUGAAACACGAGCGAAUUCAUACCGGGGUGAAGCCCUACGGGUGUACAGAAUGUGGGAAGAGCUUUAGUCAUGGCCAUCAGCUUACACAGCACCAGAAAACACACAGUGGGCCGAAAUCCUACGAAUGUAAGCAAUGUGGGAAGGCGUGUCACCAGCCAAACCUCCUCCGAGAACACCAGAGGAUCCACAACAGCUGAAGCGCCCUUAGAACACAGCCGCCUGCUGUCAUCCGUGGUUUCACUCUCCACGUUUUGUUACCCGCAGUCAACUGCGGUUCAAAAAUAUGAAAUGGAAAAUUCCAGAAAUAAAUUGUAAGGCUCAAAUGGUGUGCCCUUCUGAGUAGCGUGAUGACAUCUCUUGCUGUCCUGCUCGCCCCUUGGUCCAGCACAUCCGCACUGUAUAUGCUGCCACCCUGCUAGUCACUUAGUAGCCGCCUUGGUGAUCAGGUCGACUAUCACGGCAUCACAGCGCUUGUGCUUACUUCUGCGAACAGUGGCCCCAAAGAGCAAGAGUGGUGAUGCUGGUAAUUAGGAUAUGCCAAAGAGAAGCCACAAAGUGCUUCCUUUUAAGUGAAAAGGUGAAAGUUCUCAAUAAGGAAAAGGGAAAAAAAUGUACACUGAGGUGGCUCAGAGCUACAUGACAAUAAGAUAUUUUGGGAGAGAGAGAUAUGUUCACAUGAUUUUAUUACAGCAUAUUGUUACAGUUGUUCUAUUUUAUUAGUUAUUGUUGGUAAUCUCUUACUGUGCCUAAUUUAUAAAUUAAUCUUUAGAUAUGUUUGUACAGGAAAAAAAUGUAGUAUAUAGUCUUGUAUAUAUGUACAGGAAAAACACAGUCAGUACUAUCUAUGGCUUCAGGUAUCCACUGGGUGUCUUGGAACGUAUCCCCCUCAGGUGAGAGGGGGCUUCUGUACAAAGAAUGUAUGAAGGCCUCUAGACUACAUUCAUGCCUUCCUCAAGAUGAGAAAAAUUCAUGAUACUGUUGAACAUAGGAAAGCCUUCACUGAUCUUUUUUUUUUUUUUUUCUUUUGGACCCAGAGUCUCAUUCUUGCCCAGACUAGAGUGCAGUGGCGCGAUCCUGGCUCGCCGCAACCUCUGCCUCCCAGGUUCAAGCAGUUCUCCUGUUUCAGCCUCCCCAGUAGCUGGGAUUACAGGCACCACCAUGCCUGGCAAAUUUUUUAUUUUUAGUAGAGACAGGUUUCACCAUGUGUUGCCCAGGCUGGUCUCAAACUCCUGACCUCAGAUGAUCCACCCGCCUCGGCCUCCCAAAGUGCUGAGAUUACAGGCAUGAGCCAACAUGCCGAGCCCACUGAUCACUCUUCUGCUUACAGAAUAUCAGAAGUCAUUCUAGAGGCAAAUUCGAAGAGUGGAAAAAUCACUUUUUCUUAAUUCUUAAUGAUUGUGUUUUUGGUGUAAACGUUUUUAUUGUGUAGGUUAGUUUAAUGAAUACAUAAAGAUUACCAAUACCAUUCUGUCUUUAUUCCGUGGCAUCUGUGGAAUGACCCUGCUAAUGUAACACGUGAGAAAGCCUUUAGUCAUGGCACCCACUCUACCAGUUGUCCCCGCCAUCCCCCACCCUCUUCCCUGUGAGCUAAAGGCUCACUACUCCUGUGCACUGGACAGUGCACCACGUGGACACCAUGUGCAUUAUUUGUACAUAAGAAUAAUCACAUCUACCCAAGAGUGCUAUUGUGGAAACUGGAAAUUAAAUGUUUGGUACAUGUGAAGUCUUUGAAAGUGUAACUGGAAUAUUGUGUAAGUUCAGUAAAUCACCAUUGUUGUUUUUAUGAUCAUUGCUGCCAUUAGUAUUGCCAUUAGUGAAUUUUUGCAAGAAAAUGCCCUGUGGGUGCAGCGAGUCUGGAAAAGACUGUUGAUGUUCUAGGAAAAACCAUUAAGAGAUUAUUGUCACAACCAUGAGUUACACAAUGAUUUCUUAGUAGGCAAAACACAGCGGAUGUAAAAAGUUGUUAGACUUCGUCAGCAAAAGUACAAAAUUCUGUUCAUCAAAUGAUGUGGUUAAGACAGAGAAAAGACAAGAAACAGGACUGGAAGAAGAUGUUUGCUCUGCUACACCUGGCAGAGGAACGCACAUGGAAAGUAUAAAGAAUCCCUCACGUUUAAAAAACAAAUCAAUUUAAAGGGGCAAAAACUCAAGCACAUCACAGGAGAAGAUCAGCAAAUGGCCAGUCGACAAGUGAAAAUGUAUUCAGUGUCCCUGCUCCUCAAGGAAAUGUACAGCCACAACGUGCUGACCCUCCAGGCAGAGACCAGAAUGAUCCCAUUAAAGUCACAGUGACACAGAAAAUGUCAGAUGUCUCCCCACAGAGAAAAAGAAGGAAGCAAGGUGAUGGACGUGUUGGUCCGCUUGAUUUAAUCAUUCCACAUGUGUACCUGCAUCAGAACAUGAUGUUCUGCUCAAUCAGUGUAAUCCAAUGAUUUGUCAAUCAAAAAUAUUAAUAAAUAAAAUCAAAGACA